AUGUAUUACCCUCCUCCUGGACCACCUCCGCCGGGGCCUCCGCCGGGGCCUCCUCCUCCAUGGGGGUAUCAACAACCUCCUCCCCAAUGGCCGCAAUCCCCGCACCCCCCGCCUCAGCCCUAUCACCAGCAGCCACCGCGGCCGCCGCAGCCCAACUACCGACAACAUCGCCAGCGUCCAUCCUAUUCGGGUCCCCCGCCAGGAGCUUAUCCGGGAGCAUCACCCUAUGGCCACACUCCUUCACCACAGCCUCCUUAUGGACACGCACCGUCUCCGCAGCCGCCCUAUGGCCAGCACCAUACGCCAUCUCCCCAGCCGGGACAUCGCCUGAACUUGAGUGUGAGCAGUCAGGGUACAGGACCACGCUCCAAUUCUCCGAAUCUGCCACCCAGGCCUCCACAGAACCUUCAGCAGUUCGGCCAUGGUGCACCAUCUAGUUACCAGUUCCAGUACUCGGCUUGUACCGGACGGCGGAAAGCCCUGCUCAUUGGCAUCAACUAUUUUGGCCAGGCUAAUAAGUUGAAUGGAUGUAUCAAUGAUGUCACUAAUAUGUCCAUCUUCUUGCACGAGCGCUUUGGGUAUCGGCGCGAAGAUAUGGUCAUUCUUACUGACGACCAGCGCAACCCCAUGAGUAUUCCGACCAAGAACAAUAUCCUUCGCGCCAUGCACUGGUUGGUCAAGGAUGCCCAACCUCAUGACUCCCUCUUCAUCCACUUCUCCGGCCAUGGUGGUCGUACCCCCGAUCUCGAUGGUGAUGAGGAUGACGGGUUCGACGAUGUGAUCUACCCGGUGGACUAUCAAUCUGCUGGACAUAUUGUCGACGACGACAUGCACGCUAUCAUGGUGCGGCCUCUGCGACCCGGUGUACGACUGACGGCCAUCUUCGACUCCUGCCACUCCGGCACGGCCCUGGAUCUGCCAUACGUAUACUCGACCCAAGGCAUCUUGAAGGAACCCAACCUGGCGAAGGAGGCCGCGCAAGACUUGUUCACGGUAUUCACUGCGUAUGGACAAGGAGAUCUAUCCAGUAUGGCAAGCACUGCCAUUGGGUUCUUCAAGAAAGCAGCAAACGGAGGCCAGGCGCGGGAACGGACCCUCCAGACCAAAACCUCGCCGGCCGAUGUGGUCAUGUUCUCCGGAUCCAAGGACACUCAGACAUCAGCGGACACCUUCCAGGACGGCCAGGCCAGGGGUGCCUUGAGCUGGGCCUUUAUUAAAUCGCUGCAACAAUGGCCCCAGCAGAGUUACCUGCAGUUGCUCAACACCAUUCGGGCGGAACUCGAUGGAAAAUAUACCCAGAAGCCACAGCUAAGCUGCAGCCAUCCCCUUGAUGUCAAUCUCCGCUUUGUGAUGUGA
Messenger RNA from Penicillium subrubescens, 1356 nucleotides. Its product is annotated as caspase family protein. Lineage: Eukaryota; Fungi; Ascomycota; Eurotiomycetes; Eurotiales; Aspergillaceae. Gene Ontology annotation, biological process: proteolysis. Gene Ontology annotation, molecular function: cysteine-type endopeptidase activity. Bases 1 to 1356 code for a protein of 451 amino acids. The transcript has 4 exons. The record is from RefSeq and is a predicted model, not a curated record.